This is a messenger RNA of Magnolia sinica, 1124 nucleotides long. Its product is annotated as small ribosomal subunit protein uS5c. Gene Ontology annotation, biological process: translation. Lineage: Eukaryota; Viridiplantae; Streptophyta; Magnoliopsida; Magnoliales; Magnoliaceae. The record is from RefSeq and is a predicted model, not a curated record. Gene Ontology annotation, molecular function: RNA binding; structural constituent of ribosome. Gene Ontology annotation, cellular component: mitochondrial small ribosomal subunit; ribosome. The transcript has 2 exons. Bases 55 to 996 code for a protein of 313 amino acids.
UCUUCCUGACAGCAGCAUUUCCUCACCUCUUCAAUCCAAUCCAUUCCCAUUCCAAUGGCAGCAGCUGCAACAGCUACAAUAGCAGCUCUCUCCUCGCUUUCUCUCAACCGUCGUCUCUCAUCCCAGCCGUCAAUCUUUUCCUUCUCCUUCAAUCUCCUCCCUCCAAAGACUCCUACCCUCAUCAGAGCCAGGCCCACUUCAUCACCCCUCCCUCUCUCCUUCAAAAUCAAAGCCUCUUCCUCUUCAGGUGACGUCGACACCACCUUCUUCGACAACGUCGACCCAAAUUCCGACAUCCCUUUCGAGCCCAUCGCCCCUCCUGAGGGCUACGUCCCCCCUCCCUACUUCGAUGACGGGCCCGCCGAGACCGAGGACGAGAUCGCGGCCGCUUAUGAAGAGCUCUACGGCCCCGCCUACAGCGGUGUCAGUAUCCUCGGCAACAACAUCAAUGUCAUGGAUGCCAAGAUAAAAAAGGCGACUGGGUUCGGGUCCAAACGGAAGAAGGAAAAGGUGCGGGAUGGGUUCGAUGAGCGGGUCGUGCAGGUGCGGCGCGUCACCAAGGUGGUCAAGGGCGGGAAGCAACUCUCUUUCCGGGCCAUCGUGGUUGUCGGUGAUAAGCAGGGGCAGGUCGGGGUUGGGGUCGGGAAGGCUAAGGAGGUAGUCUCUGCUGUCGAAAAGUCGGCCACAAAUGCGAGGAGGAACAUCAUCACAGUGCCAAUGACCAAGUACUCCACAUUCCCUCACAGAGCGGAUGGAGAUUAUGGAGCUGCAAAGGUGAUGCUUAGACCUGCUUCACCUGGUACUGGUGUUAUCGCUGGUGGUGCAGUGAGGAUUGUACUUGAAAUGGCAGGCGUCGAGAAUGCUUUGGGGAAACAAAUAGGAAGUAAAAAUGCCCUUAAUAACGCAAGAGCAACAGUUGUUGCAGUACAGAAGAUGAGGCAGUUCAGUGAUGUGGCCCGCGAGCGUGGGAUCCCAAUGGAAGAGUUGUGGAAAUGAUGAUGAUGGUUAAGGGAGUUUGUUGAAAUCUGGUUUCAACAGGUGAGUUGUAAUUUUUCUUCUCUUAGUUUUCAUUUGUGGACAUUUUCUUUAGAAGAAUGCAGUACAAGAAAUGAUUUUUUUUCUCA